Botrytis byssoidea is the source of this 279-nucleotide messenger RNA. RefSeq lists its product as uncharacterized. The coding region runs from base 1 to 279 and encodes 92 amino acids. The record is from RefSeq and is a predicted model, not a curated record. The transcript is spliced from 2 exons. Lineage: Eukaryota; Fungi; Ascomycota; Leotiomycetes; Helotiales; Sclerotiniaceae.
AUGGCUCAGCCUGUUAAUACCAAGAAGUACCUCGGGAAUCUCAAUCUCAUUUUUGUGGGUCAACAACCAAGUCACAUCUUGGACAACAGGCGCUGCGAUGGCCUCUUUCCAGAUCAUAAGUUGAAGUUCAUCUGGAAGCCUCGAGAAGGCGUUAAACAUAUCCCUUAUUGUCAACUUUGCGAAAGCUUCGCAGAAGGGGUGUUCUGGGAAAGAAAAAAUGGGUUGCUUCCAAACGCAUUGUAUUUAUAUACAGAAAAAGUCGCUCUUCUUUCUCCUUGA